Durio zibethinus is the source of this 1830-nucleotide messenger RNA. RefSeq lists its product as uncharacterized. NCBI's taxonomy places the organism in Eukaryota, Viridiplantae, Streptophyta, Magnoliopsida, Malvales, Malvaceae. The record is from RefSeq and is a predicted model, not a curated record.
CUAACUGGCAUGGGCUCACAAGUUGAAGGUAUGAUUGGAUCAUGAAACAAAGCUCGUGGGCUUUAACUUUUUUCCAUUUUGAUUUUUUUAAUGUGUUUAGGUGAAAAAAAAGUAAAGGCCAAGAAUGAAGCUCAUUUGUGAGCCGUGAACCCAUGUUCAAGUGGAGCAAAAAGGAAUAGCUGGAAAAUUUAACGUAGAGGCAGUAAAGAGAGACACAAAUAAAAAAAGGCAAAGAAAAGCAAAGAAAGCUGUCGGUCCUCUCCUUCCUUUUCUUUAAAAAACAACAUCCGAAGCCCAAACACACCUCAUAAACAUUAAAAAAAAACCAUGGACAAAGUUCUAUAGUCCCCAUUGCCCAAUAUCUAAAAAGAAACAACUGAACUGAACUAAGCAAAGAGAAUAAGAGGGAAACAAAGAGAGACACAAAACAAAGCUGCCAUGAAAGGAAGAGAAACCAAAGGAGCUCCUUCAGCAGAUUUGCUAGUAUGUUUCCCAUCUCAAACCCGUCUAAGUCUAAUGCCAAAGCCCAUUUGUAGUCCAGCGAGGCUAUCAGAACCCAACAAGCGCCACAAUCAUCACCAUCACCACCACAAACGUCUCCUUAAAAAAUCAAGCACAAGAAAGGGUGGUGGAGCUGGCGGCCAAGCUAGCCCUCUUCUAUGGGCUAAAAACAAGCAAAUGGGAUCCGAGAUCACGGAACCAACCUCCCCGAAAGUCACCUGUGCAGGCCAGAUCAAAGUCAGGUCCAAAACAAGCUCAUGCAAAAGCUGGCAAUCAGUCAUGGAAGAGAUUGAAAGAAUUCAAAACAACAGGCAACACAAAAAGAGGCCGAGUUGGGUGGAGUCACUUGGUUUUAAGAAAGAAGUCAUGCAGUUCUUAACAUGUUUGCGGAGCAUUCAUUUCGAUUUUCGAUGUUUCGGGUCUUUCCCUCGAUCUGAUAUCACUACUGAUGAUGAAGAUAAAGAUGAAGAAUACCAAGAAAACCACAGUCAUAUAGAAGGCAACGAGACAUCAAGAACCAUCUUUUCCAAAUGGUUCAUGGUGCUGCAAGAGAAUCGAAACAACGGGUUUUGUAAAGAAGAAAAGAAAGAAAAAGAGAGGUCCCAUGAUGUUGAUGAUGAUCAAGCUGCAAUUCCACCUCCAAAUGCUCUCUUGCUAAUGCGUUGUAGGUCUGCUCCUGCUAAGAGCUGGUUGGAAGAGAACAGGGUAGAAGAGAACGAAGGGGAUGAGGAAAACAUAGAAAAUGACGAAGAGGAAGAAGAAUGUAAGAGGAAAGAUGAGAAGAAAGCUAAGAAUUUGAGGUCAUUAAUGGAAGAAGAAAACAGAAAGACGAAAGAGAGUUUGGUGGUGAUGAGAUACGACCCUGAUUGCUACAAAAUUUCAUCUGAUAUAGCCAAAGAGAAAUGGCUUGUUGGUGGAAUGAAAGAUCCAUUAUCCCGAAGUCGAAGUUGGAAGAGAUGAUUAUCCUAGUGACCACUUUUUUAUUUUUUUUGUUCACUUCAUAAAUAUUUCUGUUUUUUAUUUUGAACGUUUUUCCCUCCUUUUAAUCUGAGCUCUUUUCUGAGAACUGGGAAUUUCAAACCUAAUCACCACCUAUAGUUUACCUUUUGAAUUUUGAUAUAUGGUCAUUGCUAUGUAUAAUUUGAAAGUUGUAUUUAUGUUACAUAAUUGGUACAGCUUUCCUUUUCGUUCAAUUGGAAAAGAUUUUGCUGCCAUGUACAUUCCUGAGUUGUUCUUGCAUCCCCUGUAUUCAGAACCUUGUUUUAGUUCCUUUUGAUUAGUGAAUUGCUUGGCAGUUGUUUUCUCUCAACUUUCCUGAGAUUCAUAGAA